Molecule: messenger RNA, 1317 nt
Organism: Calliphora vicina (urban bluebottle blowfly)
Lineage: Eukaryota; Metazoa; Arthropoda; Insecta; Diptera; Calliphoridae
Product: glyoxylate reductase/hydroxypyruvate reductase-like
Exons: 5
Coding region: 146-1174 (342 amino acids)
Cellular component (GO): cytosol
Molecular function (GO): hydroxypyruvate reductase (NADH) activity; hydroxypyruvate reductase [NAD(P)H] activity; NAD binding
Source: RefSeq, a predicted model, not a curated record
CCACUAGUAACUUUCCAGUAAAACAACCAAAGUUCUAAUAAUUCAGUAAACAAUUGAAUAUAAAAGGGAUCAGACGAAGGCUCCUAGUCAAGAACUGCUGUCAAUAUACAUACAUACAUACAUUUAUAGGUAAAGAAGAAGUAAAAUGAAUCCAGAACCGAAGCCGGAAAGUAAAGAAUCUUCAGAAUCGGUAGAGUCUGACGAGGAGCCCACCUAUAAAAUCCUCGUUACACACCCCGAAGUGCCCAAAGAUGCUUUGGAACUAAUGAGUGUUUGUGAAUUGAUUAUGUGCCAGAGUUUGCCGCCAAACCGCACGGAAAUCUUAGAAAAGGUUAAAGGUGUUCAUGGCAUAUUUUGGGGUGGCCAUGAUGCUCUGAAUGCUGAAGUUUUGGUUGCUGCUGGUCCCCAGUUGAAAUCGAUUUCAACCAUGUCGGCUGGUAUUGAUUAUGUGGAUGUGGAUGAGCUAAAGAAGCGUAAAAUUCCUUUGGGCCAUACACCCAUCGUUUUGAAUAAUGCUGUGGCAGAUAUAGCCGUUGGUCUAAUGUUGGCCGCUGCCAGACGUUUCCAUGAGGGUAGAAAUAAGAUUGAUAGCUCAACUUGGGAAAACUAUCAUUUGGAAUGGAUGUGGGGUCAAGAUAUUCGCGACUCUACUGUGGGUUUCUUUGGUUUUGGCGGCAUUGGUCAGGCCAUAGCCAAACGUUUGCAUGGUUUUGACAUCGAACGUGUACUCUACACCACCCGCAAACCCAUUUCUAAGGCUUUGGAAAAGCAGUUUAAGGCUUCCAAGGUUCCAUUCCAUGAACUGUUGGCUGAAAGUGACAUUCUUUUCAUUGCUUCCCCCUUAACGGCUGAAACUCAGGGAAUUUUCAAUUCCACUGCUUUUGCUAAAAUGAAGAAAAAUGCUGUGUUGGUCAACAUAGCCAGAGGACAACUAAUCAAUCAAGAUGAUUUGUAUACGGCAUUGAAAUCUGGACAAAUCUUUUCUGCCGGCAUUGAUGUUAUGACUCCUGAACCUAUGCCCGCCGAUCACAAGUUGUUGACUUUGCCUAAUCUGGUUGUUACCCCACACAUUGGCUCGGCCACCAAGAGGACGCGCACUGACAUGGCCGUUAUUGCGGCACAUAAUGUAUUGAGAGGCAUUGCUGGAGAGCCCAUGUUGUCGCCAGCUUAUUAAACAACAACAAUUUCUUUACAACAAACUAUUUUAAGAAUGGCAUGUAAAUAUGAAAAAUAGAAAAAAAAACUGGACCAGUUUAUUUCUUGAAAUAAAAGUAUUGAACAAUAAAAAAAUUAAAGUAAUCUGAUCAUUUAUAAAAA